UUUUUUUUCUUUGCUUAGUUUGAAAGUUUGUCAUCAGCAGAUCUGGAGCACCGGGACGGAGCACCGGAGAGAAGCCAACAGCAGAGCUCCGAGGCGGUGGAGGAAUGGGCUGCAGCCACAGCAAGAAAAAGAGCAAAGGCAAGAAAGGUGAGAAGAAACAGAAGGACAUCAAAUGUCAAGAUGGAGGUAAACGUUUGUCCAGUGACCUGGACGUGUGUCUGGAGAAGCAGCUGGAGCGUUUUGAGUGGCAACUGAAGAUUUUAAAGGAAGUGCUCUCAGCCAAUGGGAGCUCAGAGAGGGCAGAGCUACUGAAACACCAUACUGAAGAAGAAGGGUGUGCCCUUGUUCUGAGCAUCCUCGAUAAGGUGAGAACAGAGACAACAGCUGAUCUGAACGUUCUGCAUGAACGCAAAAGUAAAUCAGCCGUAGAAGAGCACGAGAGACACGUUGAAGAGCUGCAGGCAAGACAUGAUCAAGAGAAACGUCAACUGACAGAAAAGUUUCAGGCGGCUGAAGAUAUCCUCAAGGCUACGGUGGAGCAGUUAACAGCUGAGCUGCAGGUCUACAACGAGCUGAAGAGGCGAGUCGAACAAUCAACCUUUAAGAAGGAUUUGCAAAGAAAUAUUCAGGAGCAUGGUAGCCCAGGUGCAUUCUGGGAGUCUGAGCAGGAGUCUCUGCUGUUUGUUAUUGAGAUGAAGGCUGAGCGUGUGCAGGAGCAAAGCAGGAAGCUGCGGCAGAUGGGUGACCUGGUGGAGAAGAAUCUGUCCCUGGAGGACCAGAUCGUUUAUAUCCUGCAGCAGAACGAGGACCUGAAAGUUCGAAUUGACAACUGCCAGGCUCUCAUUCAGCAGUUUUCGAAGGAGCAACAGGAUCUGAAGGUGGCGCUGGAGAGACAGUUGGCAGUAAACCAGAAUCUUUCUCAGGAAAAAGAGCAGCUGAUGUUCAAACUGAGACACAGAGAUUCAUGUCCAGCGAUCCACCUGCCAGCCAUGAUGCAGGAGAUCGCCCCCAGAUGACCCUGAUCGCACACAGGUCUCCAAGUGUGAUUCUGAAUCAUAUGGCCUGGUUUACUGCUCAGGGUGCAAGACUCAGACUGAUCUGACAACCAUCUGGGAUCCAGUUUAAAAUCUCUGGAGCUGCAUCAGUGCAGGAUGCUAAAAGCUGGAUUCAAUAUGUCUGGCUGAGUCUCUCUGCAGUGUGCUGUCAGGCAGGCUGGUAUUUUUGAGGCUUUGAGAACAUUGUGUUUAGAGCUGUGCAGGUUUUUUUAUUUUUUAUUUUAUCUUUUCAUUUCAUUGUAGUGGUUUCUGAAACUGAGAGACAGAAGAAAACCAUUCAGUAUGUGAUAAUACAAGCAACCCGGUAAAGGGGUUUCAUUUCUUUAAAACCUCAAGAUAGCCUGGAUUAAACUUAGUGCUAAAACUCACAACUGUUUCUUAUUGGUGGUAAAGCUUUGGUUCAUAAACAUUGAUGAAAAUCAGCAAAAUCCUACAAUAUGAGAAGUCAUUUAGCUUUAAGCUUUGGAAAUCCAUAAUUAUACAUUUUCAUUUUGUUCUGUCAAUCAUUAACGUGAUAAGCCACUAACUUAAACUGAUAAUGUAAGGUCUUCCUCAUUGAGAUGUCCUACAUACUGAUCACAAUUAUUUUUUUCUUGAUGGAGUAAAUGCUAAUUUUCAAAUUGUGUUAAUUAUCACAAUAAUCAGUCAGGGUUUUAAACUUUGACACUUGGACUCAAACAUCUAUAGAUUCUUUGGAAUUGUCUAAAUCUGUAGCGCCAUCUUCUGGGCUCAUAAGUGAAGUGCCUUGCUCGUCAACGUAGAGAGUUUCGACUUUAGUUUCCCACCAGCGGGUGUGGCUCUUCUCUGCAGAGCUCAGGGACGGUUUUAAAGGAAUCAGUUGUCACUUAAAUCCAUUUUGGAGUCCUUUGUUGAUGAUGUCAGAAAGUAUUUUAGGACUUGCGUUGCAAAAGAUUGACAGAUGUAACGGAUGGAGUUCUUUCACUCAGGAAUGGUUGCUUGUUCCCCCCAAGGAUCUGCCAUAUUACAUACAGAUGUUGAACUUUUCAAUCUGUGCCUUCAUGCCAUGCUGGGAGGUUUGUUACCAUAAACUGAACAACUGUAGUUAGUCUUUUCUUGACAUACUUAGUGUUUUGUUUUUUUCUGCAAACUCAUCCUCAUUCCCCAGGUCCACAUACAACUAUUUUUCCAAAUCCUCCAUGUGCCUCUUGAGAUCUUUUUGUUUUUCAUAGCAGAAGAUAUAUUUAGAGCAUAUUGUCAAACAACUGGUUAUUUCAAUUAAGCAGUAUGUUUAAAUUUGUGGUAUCACUGUGGACAUUGUUUUACGUGACUUUGGAAAGCAAGUUGCAACAUAAAUCAAGAUUUGUUUUCUUGCCAGCUUCAUUGAACCAACUUAAAUUAUGCUAACCUGCUAGCUCUGAGGUUUCGGGGCGGUAAAUACUUGCUAACAGCAACAGCAGCAGUUCGUUUCAGAGCUGAGGUCAGUGAUGAGCCUGUAUGUCUUCACCUGACUGUCUACAAGUUUAUUCAAUUAAUUUAAUUAAACACAGCACAGCAGCUUAAGGUUAGCGUGCUACCUUCCCUUAUUUUACUUUUUUUGUUUCUUUUUAUUUUACUCUUUAUUUGAGUUAUAUUCAUGUUUUCUGUUCUAGUUUAAUUGAGAUCAGGACAUACUUGUUAGCAAUCAUAACAGUUACUGUAUUAUUCUUCAUUUGUUUUGUGAGAUGUUUUUGACACAUGUUGCCAAAAAAAGUUGAAGUUGUCAGUGUUUUGUCAGCUCUGUCAAUAUGCACCAGCACUUUGACCAGGAUUUUACAGGAAAUUGUACUAUAGACUUAUUUUGUGGUGUGUUGUACAGUCUUGAAUAAUAUUUCUGCUUGGUACAAAAGUGUUUUUUUCAGCGAAUAGUGCAAGCAUUUGUUUUCAUGUUCAUGUAGAUACAGUUUUCUUGGCUUUCGAAAUAAAAAAUAAAACCAA
Molecule: messenger RNA, 2990 nt
Organism: Girardinichthys multiradiatus
Lineage: Eukaryota; Metazoa; Chordata; Actinopteri; Cyprinodontiformes; Goodeidae
Gene: ccdc69
Product: coiled-coil domain containing 69
Exons: 9
Coding region: 105-1016 (303 amino acids)
Cellular component (GO): cytoplasm; nucleus
Molecular function (GO): microtubule binding
Source: RefSeq, a predicted model, not a curated record